Messenger RNA from Diatraea saccharalis (sugarcane borer), 732 nucleotides. Lineage: Eukaryota; Metazoa; Arthropoda; Insecta; Lepidoptera; Crambidae. The record is from the annotation of a GenBank genome assembly.
UGAUUGAUUCGAGUAAAAACAGGUUUUGAGUCGCAUCACUAGUUAAUGGUAUAUAGGUAGAACGUUUGUUGUGAAUUUCAUUUUUGGGAAAGAAAAUCUAAUUUUCUGCGAAUUUUUAUAAAAUCACCGUUAUUUUAGUAGGUAAAACAAAUUUAUGUCUUGAAUAAAUAAAUAUGCGUUCCUUGUUUGAUGUUUACUAAUAACUUGUUUCAGGCUUUACUCAUUCUACGGCUACGCCCACUUGUCUUCCUGAUUGUUUGACUUUGCUUUCAACAUAGGCCUAUCAGAUACUGCCGUUAUGGAUAUGAUGGUGUCGACACUGCAACAGCAGCGUGCUGUUACUGAACAAUUGAGACGAGAAGCUGCCAUUAAACGUGUUCCUGUUUCAGUGGCAGUGUCUGAUAUUGUGAAAUAUAUCAAUGAACACGAACAAGAGGAUUGCUUGCUCGUUGGAUUUUCAAGUCAGAAAGUCAAUCCGUUCCGUGAAAAGAGCUCUUGCACUGUUCUUUAAACUAGUUAUUUUGCAGAAUGCCGUAAAUUUAAAUGUUACUUUGUUCUAUCAUUAACAUGUUUGAUAUAUGUUAUGUAAAAUCAAAUUGAAUCUGUUAUAUUUUUAAACUUGCAUUUCAUUCAAAACUGAUUUUUUCUCAGUUAGGUAUAAUACAUGGAUAUAAAAAUUACUGCAUAUUCCUUAUGUGAUGUACCUAUUUUACUGCAGAUGUGUAUCUUUAA